Symbiodinium sp. CCMP2592 is the source of this 1590-nucleotide messenger RNA. Lineage: Eukaryota; Dinophyceae; Suessiales; Symbiodiniaceae. The record is from the annotation of a GenBank genome assembly.
AUGCUCGUGGAAGACGAGGGUCGCUUCCUGGAGUCCGCUAACGCGCGGUUUACCCGCUUCAGCGACCGCUAUCAGAAGCCUGUCGGAGCGGCGAAGUACCGCGACUGGUUGUUCUUGUUAAAGAUUGGCGACUUCGCGUGCGAGCUCCAAGUCAACUUCGAGCUAGCGGUGCAGGUGAAGGAGCAGGAGCAGCACCAUGAGUACGAGCUGCAGCGCCUCGCCACACGCAAACUUCUAGAGUCUGCCAUGAGGAAUGACUAUGGAAUGGUCCACCUCCUGCUGGCCUCCAACGGCCUUCACGGCGAAAGUCUAGUGAACGCCCGAGAUUGUCACGGCUUCACACCGCUCCACUAUGCAGCCAGGCAUGGGAACGCUCUGAUGUUGGAGCUGCUUCUGAAGCGGGGUGCAGAUGUUCUCGCCCUCGACAGAGAAGGACUUCCUCCGCUUCACCAUGCACUGGCCAUGGUGCACCCUGAUGCUUGCCAGAAGCUUUUGAGGGCCAUGGAAGGCCUGCCGAAGGAACGGCUGCGGAAAGAGCCCCUUGCGAGCACUGUGCAAGGCAUGUGGGCAACCGCUUUCCAGACACAAAGCGAUGAAAUUCAUGAGCUCGCGGAGAAGCUUGCGCAGGUAGCCAAGAGUGCCUACAGCACGCCGGGGCAGCACUUGCAGGCCAUCGCACGGAGUGGCGAUGUCUCCGCCAUGAGGGCGGCCUACAAGACCCUGCCGAUGUCCUACGUGAGGCUCGGGUGGGUCAGUAUCCCAUGGGAUCCCGUGCAGUGUGGGUUCGUGAAGAUGCUCGAUCUCGCCAUCCUCAGCGGCUCCGCGGCCAUGGCCGCGAUGGUCGCACAGCCCCACCAGCAUGGCGCACCGAGUCGAAUCCAAGAUCGAGGCGGCGAUUUGGACAUGCACGCAGAGCCCCAACAUGUGGAAAGGCUGGUGAGGCAGGGCAGGGUCGCCCGCUUCCGAGCCCUGCACGCAGUACGCCCACCGGACACCCGAAGAAUGGCGGAACUUUUGGUGGUCGCUGCCGAGCACGACCAGCUGGAGAUGGCACACCAGAUCUGGACGCUUGGUGGAGGCGGCUUAGCCGCUGCCCUGACGGAUGAGGAGAAGGUGAAGCUCGUGGAACUGGGACUACACGCGGCGGCUUUGGGCCACGAGGAUUUCGUGCGCUUGCUGAUCGAGGCCAAGGCGCCAUUGGACAAAGUGAUUGGUACCGGUGAGACCAGGAUGAUCCGCCAAGCAGCUGCCACCGGCCAGACCGCCAUCGUGGAGCUUCUGGCGGAGGCGGGGGCCGAUACUCGGGAUCAAGUUCUCGCCGCCGCUGUUACCAAGGGACACUACGAGACGGCAGCACUCCUUCUGAGGCGAGGCGGAGAUCCCAAGGAAAGCUGGGGUGGAGGGGAGCAACCGGCCUACUCGAUCAUCGGCCAGGCGAUCCUGAAGAAUCGACCCGAGAUGCUCCAGCUGCUCGCGCAGUACGGCGCCGACACGUACACGGACGAGAACUUGGAGUUUGCCGAGGAGCAGCAGGCGUUUGACUGCCUGGAAUUCAUGCGCCGCUCCGGGGAGGCGGCAUGCCCCGCGUAG